UGUCCGGUGGGUGCCGGGCUGCGGUUGGGCCCCACGGCGCCCGGCGGGGUGUUGAGGAAGCAGAGGUUUGCACAAGCCGGUGGGGUGCACGUGACCCGGGGAGCGAGGCGGGAGGAACCGGCAGCGCCCCGCGCAGCGCCUCGGGUCCCCGUGCUGCACGGCUGGCCAUGGCCCCCUGGCUGCCCACCAAGGAGAAAUAUGGCGUGGCCGUGUGGAACUUCCCCAGUGCCAACGAGCAUCACCUCCCACUGGAGAUUGGGGAGACGGUGCACAUCCUGCAGGCGUCCGAGGGCUGGUACCGCGGGUACUCGCUCAGGAACAGGGCUGCUCGGGGCAUCUUCCCGGCCUCACUGAUCCGCCUGAAGGGCGCGGUGGUGGAGCGCAGGGGGGCGGAGGAGAGCGUGGUGCCCGCCGAGAUGCCCAUGGUGCAGGAGGUCACCACCACGCUGCGGGAGUGGGCCGCCAUCUGGAAGCAGCUCUAUGUGACGGGGCAGGUGGAGCGGUACUGCAGGGUGAAGCAGAUGAUGUACGAGCUGAUGGAGCAGCGCUCGCAGCUGCUCUCGGGUACGCUGCCCAAGGACGAGCUUCUGCAGCUCAAGAAGGAGGUGACCAGCAAGAUCGACUAUGGCAACAAGAUCCUGGCGCUGGACCUGGUGGUGCGGGACGAGGAUGAGAACAUCCUGGACCCCGACAGGACCAGCAUCAUCAGCCUGUUCCAGGCACACAGAAGGGCAGCACAGACCGUCACGCAGCGCAUCCAGGAGGAGACGAGCUCGCAGCAGAGCCACCCGGGCUGCAGCGCACGCCUGGCGGCUUCGCCCUCGCACAGCCUCUACCUCUGCGUGCGCAACUUCGUCUGCAAUAUCGGCGAGGAGGCGCAGCUUUUCAUGGCUCUGUACGACCCGGGAGAGCAGCGCAUGAUCAGCGAGAGCUACGUGAUCCACUGGGCCAGUACGGGCGUCCCGCGGGACAUCGAGCUGCUCAACAACCUCCGGGCCAUUUUCACGGACCUGGGCAGCAAGGACCUGAAGCGGGAGAGGCUUUUCCUGGUGUGUCAGAUCAUCCGGGUGGGCCGCAUGGACCUGCGUGAGACCCUCAGCCGCAAGCUCAGCACCGGGCUGCGGCGGCCCUUCGGCAUCUCGGUGAUGGACAUCACCGACAUCACCAAGGGGAAGUGCGAGAGUGACGAGGACAAACAGCACUUCAUCCCUGUGCACCUGGCGGCCGCCGAAAACGACUUCCUUCACAGCAUGAUCAGGAAAGCAGUGGAGGGGAAGGACAUCAACCACAAAGGACAAGGGUUCUGGUUGUCCCUGAAGAUGCUGUGGGGAGACCUGAACCAGGUGCGCAAGGACCACCCGCACCUCGUGGACCGCAGCACGGUGGUGGCACGCAAGCUGGGCUUCCCGGAGGUCAUCAUGCCAGGGGACGUCCGGAACGACAUCUACCUGACGUUGGUGCAGGGAGAGUUCGACAAGGGGAGCAAGAAGACGCAGAAGAACGUGGAGGUGACGGUGUGCGUCUGCGACGAGUCGGGCAGCGUGGUGCAGAAUGUGAUUUACCACGGGGCGGGGGACAAGCCGGCCAGCGAGUACCGCUCUGUGGUGUACUACCAGCAGCGGCACCAGCGCUGGAUGGAGACGGUGAAGAUUGCAGUUCCCAUCGAGGACGUCCACAAGACCCACCUGCGGUUCACCUUCAGGCACCGCUCCUCCAGUGACACUAAAGACAAAAGCGAGAAGAUUUUCUCCAUGGCCUUUGUGAAGCUGAUGCGCCCUGAUGGCACCACGCUACGUGACGGGGAGCACGACCUCAUCCUGUACAAGGGGGACAGCAGGAAGCUGGAGGACGCGGGCUCGUACCUGGGGCUGCCCUCCACCAGGGGCCCCUCGGAGCCCUGGAUCCUCUCUGGGUCCUCGUUCCGCGUGGCUGGGAGCGUGGCAGGCCUGGCCGUGUCAGCCCGGGACAGCUUCCAGAUCUCAACGCUCGUCUGCUCCACAAAGCUGACCCAGAACGUGAACUUGCUGGGGCUGCUGAAGUGGCGGGCCAAGCCCAGCCUGCUGGCGGGGAACCUGCAGAAGCUGAUGCAUGUGGAUGGAGGGGAGGUCAUCAAGUUCCUCCAGGACACGUUGGAUGCUUUGUUCUCCAUCAUGAUGGAGAAUGCGGACACUGACGUCUACGACACGCUCAUCUUUGAUGCCCUGGUGUUCAUCGUGGGGCUGGUCGCCGACAGGAAGUUCCAGCACUUCAAUGCCGUCCUGGAGGCGUACAUCCGCCGGCACUUCAGUGCCACGCUCGCCUACAAGAAGCUGAUCGGGGUGCUGACCCAGUACGUGGAGCAGGCGAGCCGCGGGGAGCCCUGCGAGCCCCUCCUGCGCACCUUCAAGGCCCUGGAGUACAUCUUCAAGUUCAUCGUCCGCUCCCGGCACCUCUUUGCCCAGCUCUACGAGGGGAAGGAGACGGCCGAGUUCCAGCGCUCGCUGCAGCGACUCUUCCAGACCCUGAACCAGCUGAUGAAAUCCCCUCUGGAGGGGCCCACGCUGCUCUCUCAGGGAGCAGCCCUCAAGUAUCUGCCUUCCAUCCUGGAGGACGUCUUUGGGAUCUUUGAUGCCUCUAUGUUGGGGCUCCUGCUGCGCGACUUCAUCGGCAACCUGCAGCCCCAGCGCCUGCUGAGGCAGAAGCUGCAGUCCCUGACCGACAUCGUCAACAGCAAAAUCUUCCAGUCCUACGAGUGCCGGGAUCUGCUGCUGCGCAUGGCCGUGCCCGUCCUGCAGGACCUGAUAGAGAGGGGUGAGGAGGAGGACGCCUGCGUUGAGCUGCUCAGCACCAUCCUGGAGGUGCUGUACGCGGCCCAGAAGAGAGCAGAGGAGGAGCGGCGCAGGGAGCGCGGCGACUCGGAGCUGGUGAAGGUGAAGAGGCACGUCCAGCUGAUCCUGGAGCGGCUGCUGCACACCGUGAACCGGAGGGUGAUCGUCCUGGAGAGGGACAACAGCCUCAGGAGUCACUACGUGGCGUGCAUGGCCGCCAUCCUGAGCCAGAUGGACGCAGACCAUUACCACUCCUACAUCCAGGCCUUCCCCUCCCGGCCCGAGCUGAUGGACUUCCUCAUGGAGACUUUCAUCCUCUUCAAGGACCUCAUUGGCAAGACGGUGUACCCCCCCGACUGGAUGGUGAUGAACAUGGUGCAGAACCGGGAGUUCCUGCGUGCCAUCAACCAGUUUGCCACCACCCUGACAGAGAUGUUCCUGAGCAGCAGCAGCUUCGAACUGCAGCUUUGGAACAACUAUUUCCACCUGGCCGUGGCUUUCCUCACCCAGGACUCCCUGCAGCUGGAGAACUUCUCGCAGGCCAAGCGCACCGCCAUCCUGGCCAAGUAUGGGGACAUGAGAGCCAAGAUUGGAGCAGCCAUCCGGGACAUGUGGUACAACCUAGGUGAGCUGUGGUGUUACCAGCAAGGAGGAGGGUUGGAGAGUGCCUGCAGCCUGGUGUCCAUCAGCAUCGGCCCCAGAACGGGUGCUGGGGACUGAGAGAUUACUGGUGUGGGGCAUGGGAGUCUGUGGUGUGUGCACCCUGUGAGUGUGCACCAUGUGA
This is a messenger RNA of Centrocercus urophasianus (Greater sage-grouse), 3591 nucleotides long. Its product is annotated as dedicator of cytokinesis protein 2-like. Gene Ontology annotation, cellular component: cytoplasm; plasma membrane. The transcript is spliced from 33 exons. Gene Ontology annotation, biological process: cell migration; small GTPase-mediated signal transduction. NCBI's taxonomy places the organism in Eukaryota, Metazoa, Chordata, Aves, Galliformes, Phasianidae. Gene Ontology annotation, molecular function: guanyl-nucleotide exchange factor activity; small GTPase binding. The record is from RefSeq and is a predicted model, not a curated record. Bases 168 to 3527 code for a protein of 1119 amino acids.